CUUAUGGUGAAACUAGGCCUCCGAAAAUAGACACACGGUGCUGAAGGAGGUACUCUCCCUGGGAGAUGUCCACAGAAUCAAGUGCCACAAGAAGACGUGGUAAAGAAGGCCUAGCAGCGAAUGGGUCCAGCGAAAAUCUUUUGGAAGGAAUGAAGGUUGGUGAAGCUAAUAAAUCGAGUCGUUCUUUUUAGUUUUUGCUUAUUCAUUGCGCUGUCAUCCUUGAUGCAUUGUAGAAAAUUCCGUCUUUGAGACGAGUUCACUAAUUCUCGGAAAUACCAGUUUUUUUAAUUUAUAGAUGUAUAUAUCAACAGAUUGUUCAAAUUUUGCGCGACUUUGUAAAUGACAGGCGACUUCGAAGAACUGUCGUGAUCAAGUGAUCGAUCUUUCCAGUUGUUUUUGUUCGCAUGCACUUGACGUUUGUUCAAAUUUUUUAUUUAAAAAUGGGCUAUUUUAUUUUUGCGUUCCUCCAGUCGUGUUGUUGUCUGUUGUAGACCACACAUAAUGGCAUUGGUGAUGCAACAUUAAAGCUUAAAACUUUCAAUUCGUGAAGCUGAAUAAUAAGUGCCACAUGUAAUACUGAUUCUCAGAAAGCUGUUUUCCUUAACUCCAAGUUGAUAUUUUAGAAGAAACAAGUGAAACUGUUAUUUCGCUACAUGCAGCCGUCUUUAUGUUUGUUGCAAUGAUAGAAAAUGUUUCCUAGCUAAUUAAUGAUAUUGCAUGGCCACCUCUGUAUAAUGUUGGUAACAUUUAGACUUCUUGUUGUACCGGCCUUAGUAGGAAGCACAGGAUAACCUCGAAUGUCAUGUGAUUACUAAAAAUAUCCAAAUAUUCUCUUUAAAAGCUGUCUUAAAAUUUCACAGCAGUACAAUAAUAUUGUUCGUACAGCAUUAGUAAUAUUUAAAUGCUUAAUUACAUCUGCGAUUUUGUUGCAAAAAUUAUGUAUAAGCUGGAGCUUCUGGAGAAUUGUGCACCUGCAUGUUUCAAUAAUUGACAUUGAGUGCUGCAUUAGUUGUGGUACAUGUAAAUACAGAACAUAUCAAAGUUGAUUGUCUUAAUCCUUAAAGCCCCAAGGCCAGGGUGAUCAACUUCAAUUUUCUCUUCACAAAAUCAAAACAUCAAGAGGGAAAAAGGUCAGGAGAAUAUUUAUUGACAAAGUCACCACCAAAAAGAAAAUGCCUUGACGUAUAACAAAUUCUUCCAACUAAUUCUUUAGGAAAGAGUGAAGAUCACUUGGGAGAAUAUGUAAGUGGAUAUCGGGGCUUACAUGUACAGGGUUAAAUCUGUCAUGCACAGUCUACAUGUAACUUCGUGUGAACAAAAUACUGUACAUUUAGGGAAAGUUCAUUUAAUAUCACAGGGGGGGGGGGGGAUGAAGAUAUUGAAACUCGAAGCUUGAAAUUUUAGCAGCCCCCCUCGCUAGCGGUUCAAUUUUUUAGGAGCCCCCUCCUUGGUAGUCGAAAAAAUUUCGGAGCCCCCCCCCCCUUCAAUUCCUUUGCUCCCCUGAAAAAAGAUCGCUAGACUGUAUUAAAUAUAUUUACCGUUAUUGUCUUCAAUGGUUUAUACUAUGACAAACUUGAGAUACAGUUGUGAUACAAUUUUCUAAAGCAUUUUUGGGAUGAACAAGAGUGUAAUAAUUACUGAGACUACAUUUGUUAUAUCUGUAAACCACGUGAUAUAGCUGAGUUGCACAGGUCAUUAAAUUGUUGAGUUGAAAACCAUCCGAUCUGUAUGAUGAUGUCAUGUGUUGGUUUUGAAGUAUACAAAUUUUCGGAGCCCCCCCUCCUAAGCGCAACAAUUUUUUCAGAGCCCCCCUUCGGUGUCUAAAAAUUUUCGACCCCCCUCAAUAUCUUCAUCCCCCUUGUCAUAUUAAAUGAACUUUCCCUUAGGACCGAACCUAAUACAUUGAAAUAAGUACGUGAAAAGUUCGGCAUCUGAAUCAAUUAGGAAUGCUUAUUUCAAUGUGGAAUGGCUCAGCCGUUUUUCCCGCCUAGCCCAGCCGGGAACUUCUCCUUUGGAGCAACUUUAGAACUGCUUCAAUUCAGACACCAAACUUUUCCUGUGCCAGACCUGAAGCAUAAAUUACUAUAAAGUAUAUUGCAAGUGCUUUAACUCCGAGAGCAUUUUUCCCCUUUUGAUUUUAGUUUGCCUGGAAUUAAGAUCGGCAUGUGAAUCAAUUGAGCCGGUCUUAAUUGUUUGGCUUGGCCUCACUUCGAAUUUGGUUUGGCUCAUGAAAAGUUUGGCAUCUGAAUUGUGCCUUACCAUUCAAAUGAAACCUCUUGUUGCCUCUUGAUGUAUUUGCAGGAAAAUCAAGAAACGGAUACCAGGGAAGAAACUAGUAGUCUUGCUGCAGCCACGUCAGAACAAGAAAGCAUGCCUUUCCUGUCAAGCUUAAAUCCCAAGUAAUGAGCUGUUUUCAACAUAAGUUUAUUAAUUUUAUUAUCCAAUACUGUAAAAUACAGUACCGUUCAAAAGUAAGUUGACAGUCCGUUACGAGUCUCAAUUCUUGACUUGAUUCUCGAUUCCUGCAUGAGAACAAGUUAUCAUGAAUUGAGUCAAGGAUCGAGUCUCGCGAGAUAUAAAGUAAAAGAUUCACCCAUGACUGAUUUCUCAAUAAAUUUACAAUGACAUUCAUGCCACACAACAUGGCAUGGUUUAUAUGGGCAAGUGACUAUAUGCGUAAGAUAGUUGAGGUUUUGACAUAUCACUCAAGCCAUGCAAACAAAUGCAAAUUUCCUGAAAAGCUGUCAACUGCUAGUGGAUCUUGAAUUUGUAUAGUUCAAGCAUUUCUUGAAGGAAUUAAACACUGCAGAGAGUUUGUUAUUUUAUAGAGUAGAAAGAGCUGUCUGACAUCAGAGAAGUUAGAAGAUUACUCAAAACUUGAACAAAGGUUGUAGAUUCUCUCAGCAAUUGAGUAUCGAGAGUAAGAGCAAAUUACUCAAUACUAAACCAAGACCAUUCUAGUUUGAUGAGACACGCAGGAAUCGAAUAUCGAGAAUCAAGUUGCAACAAUCAUGAAGAAUUGAGUCUGGAUUCUCGACUCAAUUUUCACUUCUUGAUUCUCGCGAGGAUCAAGAAUCGAGUGUCAUCUUACUUUUAUAAUGGUACCACAUUCCAUAUAUGACCCUCACUGCCCCCUCCCCCAUUCCAAAUGCUAACAAUUCACCAUUUUCUUAUUGCCCAUAACAUUUUCUUUAUCCCCAAAAUUUUGCAGAAGUAUGGUUCCUUCUUUCUCUUGGGACAACUGUAACAUCCAGGAGAAAUUGCAAACUGUAGUUAUGCAAAAUUUUGGGGGAUAUGUAAACAAAAAGUGCAACUCUCUGUGUUUCUGCAUGAGUCUCCCAGGUGAAAUGGAUCACAGAUCUUCUGUUCUUCCCUAUGGGUCACCAAAUCUCCCAGAUAAAAUAGACUGUUGAGCUUAUUUUAGCAUGAACCGUCUAUGCAUUCACAGGAUUCUGAAACAAAGGAAAAUAGAACCCAAAAGAACAACGGUCCUAGUUGUUCAAUUCACCACUAACUAAUUGCAUAUACCUGGCAAUGAUAAAUCUUAGUGAUCGCCCUGUAUGACUAUGCGACGUAAGCCUGUCAUAUGUCACAUAUUCUAUGGAGGACGUAAACAAGCCUGACAAAAUUUUCUUUCUCUUUCUGAACCUGGGUGGCGGUCUUAGGAAUUCAGACCCUGAAGAGUUUGCCUACACAGGGUGCAAAGAAAAUCAUUUUUACAGCUUGCCAUUUGGGCAAGCUGAAGCUAGCAUUUACUAGCCCAGAUAUCAUUUGAACUAGCCCCAAAAGCUUUUUGAUGAGCAGAAUUGAUUUCACAGUUCUUCCUUUAUUUGAAUUGCUCAAAAAACAUCACUUGCCCAUCGGGCAAGUUAAAAACAGAAUUCACUAGCGCGAUAGCAAAAUCCACUAGCCCCGGGCUAUCGGACACUACUUUCUUUGUACGCUGCUACAUUUGACAAAAUAAGCCAGUUGGAAUAAUCGUGAUGAAAAUUGAAAAACGGAAUUCAUUUUUUAAUCAACGUUUUCACUGCCAUUAUCCUCUCAUCUUAAGGCCCAUAUUAUUUGCCCUGCCAAAAAGUCUACUUGCCCCGGAAUACUGGACAGGUCUUUUUCGAGCCUUGGUGCAAUCACAGGCUGAAUUAUGACCAAAAAUUCAAUUUCAAAUCAACCUUUUUUGCCUCCUACUUUUAUCAUCAGUCAGGUAUUCUAAAAAUUAUUUUACCUUAGAACAAAGUCCUGCUUUACUUGCAAAGCGAGCUGAACUUUCAUAAUAACUUUGUUCUUCUUGUAAUUGUUUAGAUGGAGAAACUGGUGGAUUAGAGGAAUGUUUACUCUGGUGAUGUUUGUUGGUUUUGCUGUUAUUAUUUACUUUGGCCCUUUUGCCUUAAUCUUGUUGGUGAGUUUAUAGUUAGACUUUAUCAUUGAGAAGGACUUAGAACUACCAGGUUUCUCCGUAGUAGUAUAUUUAAUCACUCAAGAUUUUAAUCCUUGUGUUUUUAAGUAUACUGUUACAGGUCAAAUUUGAUUUUAGGGGAGAUUUUUUUUAACCAUGUUGAUUCGUAAUUUCCUUUGUCUUCUAGGACUAGGAGACAAUAGAAAUUGAGAAUCAACCUAGGUUAAAUGAAAAUUAACCUGAAAUCAAAUUUGACUUGUUACAGAUAUAACAGGGUUUGCACAGUCCUUUUUCCCUUGAAAAGUCCUUAAAUUUCUGUGCAAGUCCUUGAAAAGUCCUUUAAUUUUCUUCAGCUUUGAAUUGAGGGGCGUGGAAAGUGUUUUUUGAAACUUUUUGGUUGUCCAAGAAAGAAUACAAAUCAUAGCUCAGAGAAUUUAAAGGUUAUUUACAUAAAUUGCUCUAUGUUUUUGUAUGCAAUAAUAAUUAUUGAUAGUUAAUUAUUAACUACCAAUUUACAAUGUAAGUCAAGUGAACUGAAAAGUGUUGGUGAAGCAAACAGUUCAAGCCUUAAAGUCUUAUUAGAGUAGACUGGGAAUGUGCAUUUUUAUACAAUCUGUGAAAUUAUAUUCCUAGUAGGUGGUCCUUGAAAAUCUAAUGUGGUCUUUGAAAAGUCCUUGAAAAAUGGUUGCAUUUUUUUGUAUGAACCUUGUAUAAUGCUAGUUAUCUAAGGAAGGGGUUGGAAUGAAAAGAAUAUGUAAUUACAUAGUGUGCAGUGUAUAAUCAUUUGAAAGAUCUCCUUGCAGGAGUAGAUGAGAGCAAUGAAGAAUCCCCCCCGCCCCUUUUGUAGGCAUGUGAUUGAAAACAUGUACUUUCAAAUACUGAGCUUAAGGAAGAAGAAGAGCAUUUUUCUUCAGUUUGAUUAGACUUCAAAGUUUUUCUUUCUUUUGAUUUGUUCAGAUUCAGUGUAUUCAAAUCAAGUGUUACCAUGAAAUAAUUUCCAUUGGACAUAAAAAGUAUCAAAAGCACAAUCUUCCUUGGUUUAGAUCGCUAAGUUGGUAAGUAAAUUCUGUCGAAAUAACUGCUACCACAAAGGUUUAAUACUGAAUUGCUUCUGUAAUAGUACCUGUUGCCAGUGGAAGAUUAUUGAUAAUAAAGCUUUAGACUGAGUGUGAGAGGCAUACACAGUAUGUUGUGGUCCAAUUUUAUCUGUGGUGUUAAUUUAUUUUCUUUUGUUUCAAAUUCACUAUUAUACAUUAUUGUUACCCCAAACCAAAGGAAAAUACAUUUAUAAUUUAAACCAAGGGCAAAAUUGAACCACAAGUAAUGUACAAUCAUUGUGUCAAAGAAAUGAUGGGGCCAUAUAGCAAGUACAGGGAAUGAUAAGAAGCUCCACUUUCAUAAGUACACUUUGUACGGCCAACUCUUACCUUGCAGACACCUCGCUAAUAUGGACACCCUAAUAAUAUGGACAAAAGAUGAAUCCUUAACAAAAAUUUCAGACCUCUAACAAUUGCAAAAAUACCCCACUGCUGCAAACACUUUUUCGAUCCUGGCAUCACAGUGUUAUUGUUCUAAAUCAAAAUGUAAUUCUUGUUUUGACAGACAUCAAGACAGUGUUGUCUUUCAAAAUUGAUGUUAGGACACCAAUAAAAUCUAUUUCAUUUGUAUUUUACGGUGUAUCAUCAUCUUGUCUUUCCUAUUCAAUAUUUUGCUUUUUCUGUAGCAUAUCAUCCACAGCUGUUCUAAUGUUUUCUAUAAAGAAAUUCUUCUUGUACUCUGCUGUUAUGGACUUCUGUUAUCAUGUACACUAACUUGCAGUCUUAAGGAUUUCUGCAAUAAUAGGAGUUAGCUGUAUAAGCCUAUAAAGGACUGGGUUAUGAGCUCUUUAAGGCCUAAUAUUCCCAUACAAAUUCUCCAGAAUGAUCUCCUUACAUUUCUUUAAAGAAAUAGUUGAGAGAAUUCGCUUAGAGAUCAGAGAGCAUUUAACCUUUUUUCUUGAUUAUGUAUGGAUAUUGUUGAGAGAAAAUUCAUAUUGGUCAUCGUUGGGACUUAAAGGGUUAAGAACAGCAGGUUGCUGAAAACUGGCUGCAAACUGUUGGUAAAGAAAGUGUAGGGAGUACAGGAAAAUAUCUCAGAACUUCCUGGGCUCAAAAAAGGUGAUAUGCAGGUCUCAGAACCUGGCACAGAUGCUUAGUUUGAUGCACAUAUACAAUAGCUAAAUCAGGAAUUUUCACCAAAAUUAAUACUAUGGGCUGCAAACCAUUGGUAACUAGAAAGUGUAGGAAAUACAGGAAAAAAUCUCAGAACUUUCCAGGCUCAAAAAGGUGAUUUGCUGGUCUCAAAAUUCAGCAUGAUGCUUAGUUUGAUGCACGUAUACAAUAGUUAAAUCAGGAAUUGUCAUCAAGUACUGUGGGGAAAUCCCUGUUUAAUAAAUAACCCAUUUUUCUCAGCAUUAGGGAAAGUUCAUUUAAUAUGACAAGGGGGGGGGAUGAAGAUAUUGAGGGGGGGCUCCGAAAAUUUUUAGACACCCGAAGGGGGGGCUCUGAAAAAAUUGUUGCGCUAGGAGGGGGGGGCUCCGAAAAUUUGUAUACUUCAAAACCAACACAUGACAUCAUCAUACAGAUCGGAUGGUUUUCAACUCAACAAUUUAAUGACCUGUGCAACUCAACUAUAUCACGUGGUUUACAGAUAUAACAAAUGUAGUCUCAGUAAUUAUUACACUCUUGUUCAUCCUAAAAAUGCUUUACAAAAUUGUAUCACAACUGUAUCUCAAGUUUGUCAUAGUAUAAACCAUUGAAGACAAUAACGGUAAAUAUAUUUAAUACAGUCUAGCGAUCUUUUUUCAGGGGAGCAAAGGAAUUGAAGGAGGAGGGGGGGCUCUGAAAUUUUUUCGACUACCAAGGAGGGGGCUCCUAAAAAAUUGAACCGCUAGCGAGGGAGGCUGCUAAAAUUUCAAGUUUCGAGUUUCAAUAUCUUCAUCCCCCCCCCCUUGUCAUAUUAAAUGAACUUUCCCUUAGUGAGCUGAAAUGAUUGCCUUUCAUCUCUUAUUAGGUAUUUCCUUGGUUGUGCAAACUUCUUCUUCUACGGUGAAAGCAUAACUGAUUAUUUCAACGGAAACCCAAACCCACCAGUGGAUGAUGAAUCAGAGGUAAAUUCCAGCCUCUUUUAGCCCUGUACAUUUUAAAGUUUUUGGCCACAUUUAUAAUGGAGAAUACUUGUCCCCAGAAGGAGCACAUACCUACCUGAGCUAUACUGUACCCUGGGCAAACCAACAUUUCCUAUUACCUUACAAAAAUUGCUAAACUGUUUGCAUGAGAAACAAAACGUUGUCUCCACUAGAAGGGUGACCUGCCAUGUCAACUUAGUCAAGGCAAGACUAUUGGAGCAUGUGCAAACGCUGAUGGCUCAGCAAAGGGGUCAACCUUUUUCGCCUUUAAACACUCACUUGAGUUGACUGAGCUCGCAGGGUGACCUUCUUUCCCAGGACCAUUUUCCUACAUAUAAACUGGAUUUAGUCUGCAAAGUUUGUGCCUGACUAUCAGGACUAGAGAAUAUGAGUGUGUUUUGAGUUUUAGUUAGAUAUGUUUGUGCCAAGAGUUUUCGUAACAUUUUCUUCUUUCUUUGGUAGGAAGUGGUUAAAACAUACAUCCCAUAUCACAGACUGAUUUCAUAUGCACUCUACCUUAUUGGUAAGAAUACCUUAUUGCAAACAUGCAAAAUUGUAAAAAAAAAAAAAAAAACAGGUUUACAUUCUCAAUGCAUUGUAAAAUGUACCGUCCACUCCCGAUAACUCGAACCCUCGCUAACUCAAACCUCAUGCAAUCUUGAACCAAAAUCUAUUUCCCCUGAAUUUCCUUCAUACAUUUACUGCAACUUUACCCUCGGUAACUCGAACCAUUGAUAACUUGAACCUCCCGCUAACUCAAAGUAAAUUAGUUUUGUUUCUUUGCAGUUUCUUUGCACUCCUGAUAACUUGAACUCAAGCCAACUUGAACGUUUUUCGAUUUCCCUUGAAGGUUUGAGUUAUUGGGAUUCAACUGUAUUGUCAAUUGAUUAAUGUAAAAAAUCAUUAACCUGAAAUAAAGGGCUUGGAAAAUCUGAUUGCCUUACUACCAGGGCAAGCAAAACUCUAGCAAGCUACCAGAAAAUCGAUUCACAUUGAAUAACUUAUGUUUUGUCUAUAGGAUAAUGAUUUAAAUUUGAGCUGGAAAAAAACUGCUUGUAAUUAAUGGUCUCACUCGACAAACUGCAUAAAACAUGCAACUAAAAAUAUCAGCAAGGUUGGCAACCAGAGCCGGUGGACUUAACAUGCUCAAGUUAUACUUGGAAUUUUUGGAACUUGUCAUGAGUCACCAAAAUGUUGGGCUAAGGAGAAAGUGGUGCUGUAGAUCAGGAACAAUUGUGUCUUUGGGCCUGUCUUAUGAAAGUCCCCAAUGGGCCAGGAGAGCUGUUUUUUUGUUAUGCAUUCACGAUCAUUGAGGCUUCAACAGUUUUUCAGAUAAACAAAUAAUGUCCGUUAGUAAAACAUAAUGGACUGGUUUCUUAAGUAGGAUCUGCGGGCUUAUUCUUUAGAUAUUUUUGAUUUCAAUAAUUAUUUGAGUCUGGGCCCAAAAAGUUGCCAUGACUUUCGAGAAAUAGGCCCCUGGGCAAGAACUCAGGGGACUUCCUCCUCCUAUAAUAUCCAACCCCAAGACACAGUUGUGCCCAAGAAAGUCCUGCCUUUAGAUAUUAUUAGUUGCCUCUUUCAGCUGUGCAUGAAGUUUUUCCCCUUCUUUAAAUUUUCUGAAGAACCCGGCCAGGUUAUCCCAAUUGACCUACGGCUUGCGAGAUGUGUGAAACAUUUGUGGUUAGCUGCUUUAUGAUGGUUACGAGACCAUAUACGACUCUUUGUAGUUCUUUGAUAGUUGUCAUGACUUUAGAUUCUCUACCACUUGUAGACGUACGACUCUACGAGAGGAUUUGUACUAAACUCACUUUUAAUAAAGAAACGACACAACACGAUUUACAUUCUGAUCACCCUGUGUUCGCUUUCCAAAUCAAGUGAUCAUGUUUCCCAGAGUUCCACUACAAAGCCAGACCUUAGCAGGGUUUAAUUUACAGGACUUUUCCUGGCUUCAAUUUUCUGGAGAACAUUCAAAGGCUCAGAAACACUGGCCCGGCCAUUCAUGCCAGACAAACUAGUGCUAGGGUUUUGAACACACUUUCUAUGUGGAGAGCCCUUGGAUAGGCAUCCAGAAUGGGCCUGAGUGUCCUGUUCGUACCUUUUCCUUUUGGGCAUUAAUCCUAUCUUUUUUUUACUUUUCCAUUUUUCUCAUGUAUGCAUAUUUCAUUUAAUUUAGUCUUGCCCAAUAAAGUAUGGACUAAAAAUCUCACUUGGCCCAUGGUACUGAAAGGAUUUAUGAGCAUAGUUUUACCACACUUGUAUUUAACUUAUUGAUUCUGGGAUAUAUAUUGAUUUUGGUAAAAAAAAAAAAACUGGAUUUUUGCUUUGCAGGUUUUAUUUUAUUUGUUUUUAGCUUAAAAAAGGACUACUACAAAGUACAGUUCUCACUGGUAAGAAAAAACACUUCAAAUUUCUACUUUGUGAACUAGCUAACUGACAGUUCUUUACUGUUCUGGAUAAUCUGAAGACUGAAGAGAAAUCAAUAUAAUUAUACUUGGAACAGUUAUCCCAGAGGUAACAUCACAAAUUGAUUUCCUUGGCUCAUUUACACCUGCGACACCUGAAACUGUCCUAGCUUAUGUAGCUAUAAUCAUUCCAACGCUUGUGAUGCCUCCAUUUCAAUGGCUCAAAGACUACUUUGUUGCACAACCUCUGUUGAACACAGAAAUGUUUUGGAGCAUAAAAGCCGUAAUUUGGUAAAGGAGCCAAGAUAUGCAGUGCACACAGUGUCAUGUAGAAUUGACUGUUAGAGUAAAUUGGAAUGAAAAUUUUAGUAAAAGAUAUUGCAUGCACCUUUUUGUUGCUUUUCAGUUUGGCUGGACCCAUGUGACACUGUUGAUUGUAGUUACUCAGUCACACCUCAUCAUGCAAACAUUGUUUGAGGGACUUAUUUGGUAAGUCAAACUGAAGUCCUUUGUGUGGAUCUACAGUGCAAGGGCAUUAGUUCAUACAUUACAUACAUCCAGACAUUUUUUGUUUGUGAAAUACAAUAAUUUUGACAUCAUACCGGGGGGUAUCAAAUUAAGGCUAUUAUAGGCUGGUCAUGUUUUCAGGAAAUAAAAUAAUACAGUUCAUGAAUGCGGGAACGUGAAGCAAGGGUCCGCUCAGUGUUCAGUGUCCCAGAUCACCAUCAGUGUUUGUUGAUUUAUCAGAUAAAAGUUAAAGUAAAGAAUAAGUUAAAGGCAGACUGUUUUAAUCCAGGUGUUGUACCAGUAACUGAUAAUGUCUGUUUUAAUUCUAUACUCUAACAUGUAUGGCCAGAGAGUGCUUGAAAGAGAGCUCUCCCCUUCGAAGAACAGUUUUUAGAAGUGAGCUGUCUGGUACAAAUUUAUUAUCCUUGUCUCCAACACUUUAAUUUGAAUUCAUUUUUCCUCAGUUAAACUAAUUGUUAGUUGUAGCUUUUUAGGACCAUUUUUGUGAGCAUCCAGUCCAAUAGUUUGUACUACUAGUUUAUCAAAUUUUGUCUUUUUACUGCUGAGUCAGAUUUCUUUCCUAGUCUUCUCAUCAGUGUUUUGUGGAAUAAUAUUGUUUUGCAGGUUCUUUCUCCCUGUCAGUAUGGUGAUUUGUAAUGACAUCUUUGCCUACAUUUUUGGUACGUGAAUAUAGUAUUGUUUUGUUUUUCAUAAAUUUCCACAUAACUGUACUUAGAUCUGGGUACGAGAUUAAGUACAGGUGUAUGUACUUCAUCUAUAUAGAUGUAGACAAUGUAUGUACAAUGCUGCAUUGGGCGUGGAAACCUUUGCAUACAAAGAAAAGUCUGUGGAUUUCUUGUAGAAAUUAAUUAUGAUCUUAACUUUCAGUAUUGUUGCUUCUUUCUAUAAUUUUUUGCGCUUACAAUCAUGUUUGAUGUUUUGAUUGCUAUUUCAGGGUUCUUUUUUGGCCGGACACCUCUUAUCAAGGUAUGUUCACCUGUUUUUAAGUUUUGAAGCAAACAUGAUUGACUGGUUACCAGAAUGAAACGUUACAUAAAUAAUUAUUAAUGAUAAUGUUAUUAAUUAAUUUACAGUAACAGGGUGUUCAUUAGGCAUCGGAGAAUUCUCCGGCUACUACGCAGAUUUCUCCGGCUAAAUUUCGAUGGACUGUAGCUAUCUUUACUCAGACGUGGAGCCGUUAUGUAGUAGGAAAAUAUAUUCGGGGAAAAUAGUGUCCUUGUUAAGAUAAAAACAGAACAUGUUGAACAAAUAAUUUUUCGUUGACAUUUGCACGUGGUUGAAAAUUGUUAAAAUAUAUGUAGAAAUGAGCAUGUCACGGACAUUGUAAAGUAAUGCGUAAUUUUAACGUCAUGCCCACGUGAAUUUAGCUACUGAAGUCAUACCUAAAUAAAUAACGAAAGAAUAUAAAUAACCAGCCAGUGUGCCAGCCAAAAAAGCUUAUUGGAACACCUAAAAUAAAUAGAAAAAAUUGUCGACGGCUUGCUUUAGCGUGGAGAGUUUCCUGUUUGCUAGAGCCGUUCUUUUUAUUUACUAGUGAAAAGUCUUGAAAACAGUACACGGCGAACAAAUAAAAUCGGCAAAGUCACGAAAUGAAAACUUGGCCAAAUUUAAGCGCAAAUAGUGAACUACAUUUGUGAAAAAACGAUUUUGCUAUGCCAAAAAAAUCUGGCGAUGAUUACCGUAUAUUUAAUUUGAGUAUCAAAUUACUUCCAAGCAAAUGCAAAUUUCGACAGAGGCGGGAAGAGUUUUCUCACGUCUCGUGCUAUUUAUAGAAGAGUGUUUAUUAUUACGGUAUAUUUCCGUCCUAAAAAGUAAAAUUUAGCAGAGGUCACCAUUUGCCGGUCACUAUGUCAAAAAUUACAAAUUUUUUCACGCCCAGAACGAGCAGUGGUGGUGGGAAGCGCUCAAAUGCGAGUUCAAACAGCGACAACAACAACGACAACAAAAAAGAUGAAGACGAACCGCCACCUAAACGGAGUCUGAAGUCAACUUCUUCUGAGGCAAUUGGAGCGAGGUGUGCUUCUUCAAAAAAAUCUUCGGUCAGUUCUGAGGAUGUAGAGAGUAUAAUCAACGAUCUUUUUACGGAAGAUCAAAAGAAAGUAUUGCACCACUACCACCGCUGCCGGAAAGAAAUUGUUCUGGCCUUCGAACAGACGAAAAACAAAGGCUGUCAAGCAAGAAAGACAAGUUCCAACACGAGUGGCUCUUCGAAGCAAACGUAUUUUGUGAAAAGACAGGUUUGAGAUGGCUCGUGUUUGUUGAAGGUGAGGGUAUGUAUUGCUUGAUUUGCAAAAAAUACAAAUGUACGAAUCAACAAAACAAAUCCGACAUUUUUAACGAGAAGCCUUCUGUAAGAUACAAAACGACAGCAAUCAACAAACAUGCACAGUCGCAGAAACAUUCAGCGGCAAUUUCAUGCGAGAUGAUGAACCGAGUUUCUGUUUUCCAAAAAGAAUUGGAUGAGCGGCAGAAAGUGAACGACGACAUUCUUUACAAAGUAUUUUAUUCAAUUUACUGGCUAGCUAAGGAGGGAAUCGCAAACAGAAAAGCAGCGGGCUUGUUCACCCUUCUUGAGAAGCUAGGAGUAAGUGAUCUGAAGUACUUUGAUCAUCGAUCACCAGCAUCAGUGCGAGAAAUGUUUAGUACCCUGGGCUGUGCACUGAAAGAGAAAGUUGUGAAGAGAGCAAAAACGGCAGGAUGUUUUGGACUUCUCGUGGAUGACGUGUCAGAUAUAUCAGUCAUGGAGCAGAUGAUUACAUUUAUCCAGUUUUACGAUGAAGACAGCAGUGAAGUCACUGUUGAGUUUCUUUCGGUGGACAAUCUUUUAGAGAAAAAUGACUCUGCAAAUGCCACAGCCAUGUUUGAAACAAUCACGUCCAAUUUGCAAGCAUGUGCUCUCUCUACUAAAAAACUUAUUGGGUUGGCUACAGAUGGGGCUUCAGUUAUGGUGGGAAGAAAGAAUGGGCUAGCUGCUAAACUGAAAGAGGUCAACCACCGUUUGGUUUCAGUACACUGCAUAUGUCACAAUUUAGCCUUGGCAUGCACUGAUGCCAAAGAUGACGCAAAUUUGAAGUUCAUCAAAGAGGUUGAAACUGUGGUAACUCAACUAUGGAAACUCUUUGAAAACUCGCCAAAGCGACUUGCUUGCUACCUGAAGGUCCAACAGCAAAUGAAAAAUCUUAAACUGAGUAAUGAGUCAAGAAAGAUGGUAACAAAGAAAUUAAAAAAGGCCUGCGAUACCAGAUGGCUAUCAUUCAAUAGCGCAGUCCAGUCCUUGUACACUGAUCUUGUUGCUGUAGUUCAAACCCUCAAGCAGUUGAAACAGGACCCAAAUCAACCUGCAGCGUAUGGCUUAUUGAAAAAGAUCAACAAAGUGAAAUUCAUUGGUGUAGUAUACAUUUUGAAGUGGAUUCUUCCUAUAUUGGCGACCCUCAGCAAAUCCUUUCAGAAAGGCGCUAUCAAUUACGCCUCAAUAAAGCCCUCCAUCGACCACAGCAAAGACAAGCUAAAUGAGGUCAAGAGCAGAGAAGAAGCCAUCAAGCAACUUAAGCAAGAUCUUUCUAGUGGUGGUCGUCUUGAGACCCUGGAGCUUGUGUGCACUGAAAGCAAUGUUAAAGAACUACAGGGACUUCUCCAGAAAUACAUCAAAGCCCUUGUGAAGAACAUUGACAAGAGGUUUAAGUCAUCUCUGCCGGUGCUCAGUGCAUUUUCAGCAUUUGAUCCCAUGCUGAUACCAAACAGGCAAAGUCCUGCAUUCCAUAGCCACGGAGAUGCAGAAGUUAAGGUUCUAGCUGACCAUUUCUUUGAUGGUGAUGACAGCGAGGCAGACGAAUUUAAAACAGAGUGGAAGAAGCUGAAGUACGAUCUGCUUUCAUGGAAAGAACACAUCCCAAAAGACACAGUGGAAGGCAAGAAAGGCACACCUACCGAGUGGUCACUUAAAAGAGUCAUGGCCAUGAAGUCAACAUUUGGGCAGUUCUAUCCAAGAUCUGUUCACCCUUGUAGAAUCAGACACUAUGUAGAAUCUAUGCAAAUGCUAUGUCACAAAGCUAUGCAAAACCUAUGUUAAUCAGUCAUACAUUGCUUUAACCAGAUCCUAUGUUGUUUCUAUGCCAGGACUAUGUUUUUUGUAUCGAAAAUGCUAUGUUUUCGCUAGUCAAACGGAACCUACUUAAAAGCUAUGCAGUUUUUAAAGGUAGGAAUAAAGGAAGAAAUGACAUAGUUUCCACAUAGCCUAUACAUACAGUUUACUUAGCUUGUGGAAAGAGAUUUUAGACUUCAUAGUCAACCUCAUAGAAAAAUCAUAGAAAAUAAAUAGCCUUCACAUAGGACUGAAAUAGAGUUUACAUAGUAAAAUGGAACAGGGAACAGUUGAUUAAAUAGCUUUUGAAUAGGGUUUGCUUAGAAUUUAGAUAGCCUUGAAAUAGAAAAAACAUAUGAAAAACAUAGCCUUUUUAAAGGUGACAUAUACUUUGCAUAGCAUUAAAAUAGGGAAAACACAGAACAAAAUAGUCUUUGCAUAGGUUUGAAAUAGGAUUUUAAUAGUAUUUGAAUAGGUAAAACAUAUCACAUACACAAGCUUUAACUAGAGUUCAAACAGAAAUUACAUAGAAUUGACAGUCUCUUAUGUAUGUAGGUUUCGAUCUGCUUAAGCAAAUGUAGUGUUUAAAAUACGUUCGAAAAAAUCACCAAAAUAGUAAAAAUAGUAUAAACAUAUGAAUUAGAAUACCUCUUACGUUGGUAAGAAAUAGGUUUUGAAACAAAACAUUGAAAAACUAUGGCAAUAUAAUACCACGAACAUAGUAACACAAAUGCAGUAUUUUCAUGGAGGUUUUAGAAUCGAAACCCCAAGUUUAAGUUUGCUGAUCGUGUAGACUUUUUGCUGAUGUCGUGCUCUUCAGUGCCAUACAGUUUCCUUUUGACUGCAACGAAUAAGUAUCUGCAAACAGAAAAGUGGAGAUUUUAAGGCAAAUGAACAUAAAAACAACCCGACGUUUUAGAAUUGAAACGAAGGAGUAUCAAAGCGUGAUCGACCGAUCCUUGUUCAGAUACGCGAAAAGGGGAGACAACACAAGCAAAUCGAAACUUAAUUGAGAAAAACAUCACUUACCAACGUUAGGAAUACUUUUUGUUGAACCUGGCAGGAAAAAGACUGGAAAUUGAAGUAAAAAGAAGCGUCUUCUUGUAAAAACGCACGCUUACAGCUCGUCUUCUUUGACUUGAAAGCGCCCGCGUGGAAACAGACAAUUUUCACACCUUUUCAUUGGUUGAAAAGGCCCACGUGACGAUAAAACGCAAAAUACGCAUGUGUUGAACUCACGGGCUUCCCUGGGAACUAGUGGAAACAAAAUGGCGGACAAACAGCCACCGAGGCAGGUAGCGUUCCGCAGUUUUGACCAUGCAGUUAUAUUCAGGAGACGUCCACAAUCAAGACGAAGGAUCGAACCCAAUGUAAAAGAAGAAAAUGAUGCAUGGCAGUAUCAUUUCAAGUGUAGAAACUCUAGGGAAAAGCUAGAAAGGAAAGUUAAGACAGGGAUGAUGGAUGUAGCGAUUCAAUGCUUAACAAAAAUCUUCUCACUAAGAAACUAUCUGCAAGCACAAAAAAAGAUUAUAGUACAUGAUUUUUCAGCGUUUUAGUUUAAAACACUGCUUUUUACUUUGAAAGUAUGCUUAGCCUUCUGUAAGCGCUACCAUCAACAUGCCUAGUCACUUAAAAGCUAUGUUGGAAUAUCACAAAGGAAACGCAUAGACUACAUAUAUUUUUCAUAUGAGUGACAUAGGAAAAAAGAUGUUUAUGUAAAAGCUAUGUAGCCUUUAUCUCACGAUAAAGCUAAUUGAAAAUGUCACAUAGUGAAUACAUAGGCUGCAAAUAUGUUUCAUCACAUAGCAUAGAAUAUACAUAGCACUAUGUAAAAGCUAAGAAACUUGUUGGAAAUAAAAGUGAAGAUCGAAAUGCUAUGUAAAAGCUAUUUUACUUUGAUGCAUAGUGAAUACAUAGGAUGCUGAUCGGAAGGAAAAGCAGAACUUUCUAUUGCAUAGUAAAUACAUAGCUAUGUCAAGACUAUGAAAAGAUUUUGAAUAGUAUUUGCAUAGGUAUUCAAAAGCUAUGUGCUUUUCAAAUAGCGUAAACAUAGUUUCAACAUAGAUUUUGCAUACUUUGGACUAUGUUGUUUGGUGUGUUACAUAGUUAAUACAUAGGCAGUAGUGAACAUAACAUAGCUGAAACAUAGUCCAACAUAGUAAACAAAUAGCAUGAGCAUAGGUUUUGCAUAUGUCUGGUUCUACAAGGGCAGGUAGCGGAGGCAGCACUUGCAAUCCCAGUUUCCAAUGCUUGGCCCGAAAGGGGCGCUAGUCAGUUGAAAUUGAUCAAGAGCAGGAUAAGAAGUCAGAUCAAGAACGACUUACUUGCAUCUCUCCUUCAUAUCACCAUCAAUGGCCCUGUCCCACAUACAGAAGCCUGUGAUUCCCUGGUCAGCAAAGCUGUGGACAUGUGGAAAACUGCAAAGAAGAGGAGAAAGCUCCCAUACCACAAACCAAGCACGCAGCGAGAACCCAACAGUGAAACAGAAGCUGCCACUCCCAGCACCGUCGUACAAGAUAUGGGGACACAGACAGAUGCAACAUCGACCACCGAGUUGCAGAACAUCCGAGAGGAGUAUAAAGAAGCACUUCAUGUUCUUUGCCUUGAUGACAUGGUUGAGGAAGAGCUAGAUUCUCUGGAAGCUUUUGCUAAAAGCCUUGAGAGUGAUGACAGUGGAGACAGUGGAGUUGAUGAAUAGAGUUAACCCUUUUACUACUGAUAGCAUCCAAGGAAAAUAUUGAAUUUCAGCUUUCAUUUGCAAUGUUCACACUUUGGUUUAUUAUUUGGUAUUUAGUAAGAUAGAUAAUAGGGCCAAUUGACUCAUUUGACAAGACUCUUGGAGUAAAAGGGUUAGAGCUCUUGAUUUAACUUUACUUGCUUGUAAAAUUCAAAGAACAAAACAUCCGUUUGGCACCAUUUUAAGGUAUACAUUGCUUUUUGUUUGCCAGCUAGAAAGAAAUGAAAUUUGCUGUCAGAUAACAGGAAAUGGCAUCUCAGAGGGUUAAAAAAUCCAAAAUUUCCUGGGGGAGCAUGCCCCCAGACCCCCCUAGGGUGGAGCGAGCGCUGCUCGCUCCUCGAAAGAGCUUCACUCUUUCGCAACAUUCUCCUGUUACUUUAACCUACUCUCCUGCUACUGUAAUUCUUAAUGAAAACCCUGCAGUAAGAACCCAUGUGUAAGAACCUAGUGGUUUAAGAACCCUCAGACAGAAAUUUGCCAUUUAAAUACCCAAAAAUAUAAGAACCUGUUUAGUAAAACAAGAUCGCACAGGUUCUUAUGUCUGAAUUACAGUUAAAUUGUGAUAAACAUUUUGACCAAUUCAAGGAGUUUGACCUUGAGAUUUUAAAAUUUUUACUACCAGAAAAAUAAUAUUGUAUCAAUUUAGCAUGUAUUAUACAAAUAUAAGUACUCCAUUUUACAACAAAAAUAGAUCUAAAUAAAGUAAAGACUCUUUCAUUAAAAAAGAUGUUUGCAAUGUACAGUUGUGAUUAAUUCCAAACACAAGUUUAUGCAUUUUUCUUAACUUAACCCUAACCCUGCCAAUAAUUGUAGGUUCUUACACACAGGUAUUUACUGUAUCUGUUAAAUGAAAGAUGAGAUCAUUGGUAUGGCUCUUCGACUAGCUUCCAACACUUAAUCUACACCUUUGUAUACUGAGAAUGAUUUGUUUAUUUGAUAGCUGUCACCAAAGAAAACAUGGGAAGGUUUCAUUGGUGGAGGAGUUGCAACAGUCAUCUAUGGCUGGUUGGUAAGUGUGAUUUGAUACUUAAUAGGGUUCCCUAGUGUUACAUUGAAACCACAAAUUCUCUUAGGCUAGCAUGAUUUUGUUGUAGUGUUAGCACUUUAAUUUUAUUUAAAAAAAUGGUAACCCUCUGUGUUGACAUUGUGCAGUAAUAUUUCGUGGUUGCUAAGUAACACUAAGGACAUGUGCAGUUGGACUUUUUAACACUUAAACAUGUGCUCUUGCCAAAUGACUGUCUUUGUACAUCAAGUUUGAUUGUUCGUAAAUAAAUCCUAUUGAGAUUUCAAGACACCUUCCUUUAUCCUUGAUAGAUUCUGGUUUAGUGAAGACUAUUUGAAUUUUUAUUGAAACAAUUGAAAAAAAAUUAUCCUUAUCAUUUAUGGUCUAUAAAAAUGUAGACAUUGAUUAAAUACUUCUUGUUACUAACAUUGUCUGUGAUGCAGGCCAGAUUAAUUUCUGUAUUUUGAAAUUUUAGUUCUAAAUUUCCUCACGGUCCGUUGUCUGCUGUCUUAUUUAUUGUUGUUUGCAGGUAUCUCAUUUCAUGUGCCAGUACCAGUACUUUAUCUGCCCUCUUGAGGUGAGGUCAUGAUCGUUUGUCCACUUUACAUGUGUAAAUAAAUUUGAUUGACUGGCAUUUUUUUAAAAUGUACACAAAAGACUAUGCAUCAUUUACCAUCAACUUCUAAACUGAACUCUGUCAACCCAUACUUGCCACUAACUCAAACUAAUUACUCGGGACGAUGUAAUCAGCCAGCAUCAUAAAUUUUGGUUGAUCUUUAUCAUGAGAGUCACAAAUUGCUUUUGUUUUUUUUUAACUUUUCCGUAUCCCGUGGCAAUUCUGAAAAAUUGUGCGAUUAUUUUUGCAACUUCAAAUCACCUGCAAGUCAGGUUGAACACAAACAGACAAAAGCUCUGCUUAGAAAGGUAAAGUACAAAUUGAUGGAAGGGGAAGCCGGCGUGUGUGAUUUUGACUGGAUAAUUGGGUCAAGUUACUUCAUUUUGAAGUUGUGUGUUUAUAAGCCGUGAAUAGCUGCACAGAAUGUGAUUUUUAGCCUGUGUUUAGUUUUCCACAGAGCCAAUGAGUGCGCAGUUGUCGAACAAUAGGUUCACAAUAACAAAUUGAACUAACGAGUCCAUGAUAAUAUUUAUAAUAAUAUUUAUAAUCAAACCAGUGAGCUCACUUGUAGACUUAUCGAAGGAAGACUUGUUUCAUUGCAAAAAACUAUUUAAAUAUGAAAUAAAUAUUGAAGCAAUUUUCACAGCAUAACAACCAUUCCCUUAAAUUCACAAACUGAUUUCAGUGCAAUCAUGCAAUAUAGAAUUGGUGGACUGCGGACUUGAUGUAAAAUGCGAACUAUGGACCAUGUUGUAAAAAACCAGGCUUAAUAAAUUUGUGCAUAAGGUAGAAAUAACAUUAAAAUAUCUCUGAAAAGCACAACAUGCAGGUUCAAUUUUUGCAUGAAUGCCCCUCUAUACCUUCCAUUAAGGCAUUGAAAUCAGUGCAGUUGUGGCAAGUCUAUCUCUAUGACUUGAUUACAGAGUAAAAACUCCUAGAAUUAUUUUCAUCUUAACUCGUCAAACAAUAUUAUCUUAAUAUUCCUGUUAUCUGUGUUCGUUAAAUAAGGGCUGGUUUAAAGCAUCAACCUGUAUCGCCAGUAUACAACUCAACUUGCUGAUUCAGUGCUUCUUAGUUUCAUAUCUUUUAUUGACUGAAAGCAGUAAAUUGAAUUCUAUAGUCUUUUUUAUCAAAAUUCAUUCUGAAUUUCAAUUUCAUUGUUUUCAUUUUUUGUGAACUUACAUAAUUUUGCCAUUUUUAAGAACUGCUCAAACUUUAUUGACCAUUAUGAGUUUUUUUUCAAAAAUUAUUUGAGAUGUGCUUGUAGUUAGAAAACUUUGGUAUAAAGACAGAUGUGAAUAUUACGGUAGUUCGGUAACCUGUUCAGCUCAUUAAGGACAACAUCGCACUUCAUUUGCAUCCAUAUCUGCAAAUCUCAACCCAUGUACCCAACUGUCCAAUUCCAUUCAAAUAGUCCUUAGGUACACCAGCACAUCCUGCAUAAGCACCUUCACAUGUACUUUCCCUCUGGCUUAAUACAUGUAUCGUUGUUGAGUUUUACUGAGAUAUACAGACCUUAAAAUUGCACACGCUAUGACAAAAAAGGCUGAGUUUAUCGCUAAUUAAUUAGCUGACAUAAAUGAAUUUUGCUUGAAGGUUAUUAAAAUAAUUUUACUGAAACUGCAGCAGGAUUAUUAUAAUUAAAAGAGGGGAAGUCCUUUUCACACUUCUCACUUGUCUAAAAAGUUAUAAGAAAGCAUGUUCCUUGAUAAUGUUUUUCAUGUGCUUGUUGAGCUUUUUUGAGGUUAAAAGUGAACUUGAGUAAUUCCAUCACUUGAUUGCAAUCUUUUUUCAAAAACUGCUACUUUAAUGUUUAAAUUUUUAUUGAUGUCCCUCAAAAACUGCUCACAAUCUUUCAUGUUUUCAGUUCAGUGGCUCAAUAACAGACUUCAAGACCAGUUGUGAACCCUCGUCACUGUACAGACUCACUGCCUUCAAUAUCCCAGCACCAGUCAAGUAUCUUCUGGGAUUUGUAAGUACUUUUAAAAUAAUGUUACAAUGUUUCUGACUUAAGUUAUUCAGGCUACAAAACAUGUAAUACUGGUAAUUUGGAUUUGUAAGUACUUUUAAAAUAAUGUUACAAUGUUUCUGACUCAAGUUAUUCAGGCUGCAAAACAUGUAAUACUGGUAAUUUGGAUUUGUAAGUACUUUUAAAAUAAUGUUACAAUGUUUCUGACUCAAGUUAUUCAGGCUGCUAAACAUGUAAUACUGGUAAUCUUCAACUUUGUUGCCAUUAUUUUAGGACUUUCAGUAGUUCACAAUGAGAAGACUUGCUGCUAGAACCUUAUGGGUGGUGCAAAUCUUUUUAGCAUGCAUGAGUUGUUAAAUCUGAAGAAAACUCGCACUUAAUGGAACUGCACUGCCUAUAGUUACUUUACUGUUACCAUGACAACAUUAUUUUGAAUUACCAGGCAUUUCAAUAAAAAUUAAAGUAGCCAGCAGGUUUAAAUAGAGUAACCAACAGUAUCAACAAGGGGCUGAUAGUCUACUUUUUCAAGGGGUGUCUGGGGGCUAGUCUGCUACACAGCCAUUUUUAAUGUCGUCAUUCACGCUCCUCCCCACAAACCGCUGCUGAGAAUCGAACCACAUUCCUUUAGAUCAUUGCCAGAGGUAAAAAACGUGAUAAGGACAUGGCGUGUCAUUUCAAUCAUUGCCAAAAUUAAACUGCAUGCUCAUCACAAAACUCAUUUGCUGAAGUUUUGCUAAUAAAGAUAAUUCUUCUUUUUUUCUUUUUGAGCACUGAAGUGUUCACUUGUUCCAAAGUAAUCAACGCUUUCAAGCGAUAGAAUUCGUGGACUGACCCGUUGCGGAAAAGCUCUAAAUUUAAUCUUUCCUAGGCUUUGUUAGCACAACGUGCUUGGCUUUGGUCACACAACGUUUCUUAUUGCCAGUUUCCACGGUCUCCGCUAGGAACGCCUGGGAGCAUGACCCCCCUUUUUUGUCCUAAAUACGAAGAAAAACAACUUGCAGAUUAUGAAUCACGCUGCUUACGCAAGGCAGACUAAAGAGCAAUUUAGGUCUCUUUUCAUGAUCUUUUUUUGUCAUCUCAGAUAAAUUUAACACUUUUUGUAAGUUAAGGUACUUGUAAGGUUGAUGAAUCUCUUUAGGGCUGAUCCCUCAGGUGCUAACUACUUUAGGUAAUUUUAAAUUUUUAAAGAAGUAAAUUUUUGUCUCUUAACUGAGCAUGCUCAUGUGUUAUUGAAAUUGAUUGUAGGGUGGUUUGUCACAAGAUGAUGUCUGGCUCUACCCCAUGCAGUUCCAUUCUAUUGCACUCUCGUUAUUCUGCUCAUUGAUUGCUCCAUUUGGAGGAUUUUUUGCCAGUGGAUUCAAGAGAGCAUUUAAAGUGAAGGUAAAACAAUCAAGCCACUCUGGAAUAAUAAUAAUAAUUGGAUGUCUUGUGCAUGCAAAGCAGCUUUAAAUUUAAAAUGUUCCAAAGAACAGGUAGUUUUUAAGUUAGCAAUUAAUAUCAAUUAAUUACUAUUUUCCUUGGUAAAAAUUUGCUCUGCUCUGUCAUGUGCUGUGUAACCCUUUAACUCUUGGAGGUAAUGAUGGGGUUAUAAGAUCUAGCUAUAUUCUUUGUGGGUAGAGUUUUAUAGUAAGAGUAAUCAUUUGUAGGUGAAACCUGUGUAACAGUAUUUUCCCAUAGUUACUGCACAGUAUACACGAGUGAGGCACAUAUUAUCCCACUGGAUCCUAUCAUGCUUUCCAUAAUUAUUAUUGUGAAGUAACUGGGGGAGUUGCUUCAGUCUGCGUCCUGCAAGGGAUGCUUGUCUACCACUGUCUUACCCUCUUUAGUCAUAGCAGGGCUGUCAAUGAGGGCCGGUAGCGAGCCAAAACCACUGGUUAGUUAGCCAUUCUUAGCCAGCUACUUUCAUCUCCUACUAUAAUAUUGCGAUGAAAAAAUAAGCACCGUCGAAUAAAAUUGUAAAGCAUCCGUUUCCCAGUUUUGAAUGACAUUGAACACAUAUUUAAACAGGUUUAGAUCGAUGUGAAACGUUUGAACUGUGCAAUGUUCUGGAACACCUGGGACAUUUCGACGGCAUUGUUCCCAGUCUUGCAUGUAUUCUGACGAAACAGCAUGACGUCCACAGUAGAAAAUACCUCCUGAAAACCGCUGGAAAAACCAUUUCAAGACUCAAAAUUUCACUAUGUCCCUUGAUGCCUUGACCCUCAAGAACUUGUGCCUUUGGUGCGAGUUCCAAGGCCACCUACUACUCAUUAUCAGCCUGCUUCUUAAAACUUUUUGACAGCCCUGCAUAGCAUGUACACAUUAUACUCUGGUGAUGAGAAACAAAGCAUCUUGUCUAUUAAGGUUUGAAGGCCUGCAAGGCCUACAGCUGUACAUGUUAACCACCAACCCCUCCUCUGCAUCUUUCUAUGGUAACAUUUUGUUUUUUUAUUAGUUGACCAACAAAUUUCUGAUUAUUUCCUUGUUUUGAUCAAAAAGUUAAAUGCUAAAAGAUUUUUAAAAUACAUUUAAAAGACAUUUAAAAAAGUGAACAAAUGUUUUUAAAAUGUGAACGAAUGUUUUUUAAAUGUUUUUUAAAUGUAUUUUAAACAUCUUUUAGCGUUUAACUUUUUGAUCAAAUCAUUUUAAAAAUCUCUCCUAUUUCCUUGUUAGAAUGGUUUAGAAGCCUCACUCAGUCAUACAUUACUUACUUUUUGUCAGGAUUUUGGAGACACUAUUCCUGGUCAUGGAGGACUAGUGGACAGGUUCGAUUGUCAGUUCCUUAUGGCAACGUUUGUGUAUGUCUAUCACUCCACAUUCAUAAGGUAUGUAUUAAGUUAUUAAUAAUAUAUUUACAUAUGUACCUCCUUCUUUAAAAAGAUAAUUUAAUAAUUAUUAUAUUGAUUAAAUAAUAUCCAGCUAAUUACUUUUUUCCUACUAUUACGCAUCAGGGCACCUCAACCUCACAAAGUAUUACAGCAAGUUUUAUCACUGCUACCAGAACAACAGUUGAAAGUCUACACGGAGCUUCGGUCCAACCUGAUAAGAAGAGGAAUGCUGUGACCUUUAUAACAUUCACUUAACUACUAACAAACCUGCCAAAAAACACCUAUGUCCUGUACAAUUAUCAUGUGGUCUCCUAUUUUAACUUAGAUUUGACAUAGGCUAAAAAAAAUGGAUUCCAGCUCUUGAUGAAUCAUGUCUACUUGUUGCAAAUGACCAAAAAGGACUCUUCUCAAGUCCUUAAAAGAUAAUAUGUUGUAUAAAACAUAAUAAUUAUAAUUGUUUUACUUAAUGAACAUACAUGUAUAACUUGGUCAGCAAAGAAGCACAUUUCUUGCUCUUCAUUACUUCAAACCUUUUCAAGAGGGCAAUUGGCUAUUAUGUCCACACUUGGUAUUAAAUCACUAGUGCGCAGGUACCAGUACAAAUGGUGUUGUGUUCAGACACACCUCUUUGUACCAGAUUCAUGUAUCUAACUUCAAAGGAGGAUUCAGUUCUAUGCCUGUUGCAUUACUUUUUGCUUCUUGGGGCUGCAAAAUGACCACUCAGGUAUCAUAAAAUAUCUAGGGAAAACAUUGUGAGAAAUUUUGUAUUGAAGAACUAUUUAUCACCAAUAUUGCACUGAAGGGUGCCAUAUUUCAUCUAUGAAUGAUAAGUGAGUUGAAGUUCAUCAAGUUUGCUUUUAGCUGAAGACAUGAUCGAUUCAUUAGCUGGCAUGCACUCUAUUUACCUGUCGAGAAAUGAGACAGUGGAAAUCAUUCGAGUCCCCGACUAGAAUUAAUUAACUACUGUUUUCUUAGGGCAUUCACCAGAAGUCAGAAGUGUCUGGCCAUAGCAGCUAUUUUGAAAAAAAUAGUUUUCACUAAAAAUUCACCACUUUCAUGCAUACUAUUAUUUUAAAAGUAGACUGAUCUAGCUGUAUAACUCUGAUUACCGGUAAUAGUGAAAUUCUCAUUAAGAUUGGACUGGUCUGGCCAGCCAGUCUUGAGUAGUGGUGAGUGCUUUGAAACAUUUGUGUAGGAGUUGAGCCUGGUUGAGGUUCUUGGUGCUACCUGAUUAUAAUGAUUGGAUAUUAAUAUCAGUACAGUAGCAAAUUCCCGCAGCAAAUUUGGCCAAUUCAGCUCAUGUAUCUGAUUAGAAGAUGCUGUAUUGUCGGACCUUAAUGAGUGGUAAAAAUAACAGCAGCAGCAGUCAAUUUAGGGCGGCCUUGUCAUAUCAGAAAUGAUAUAUUUAAGAGACUUGGAUGUACGAUUCUGAGUGUCUUUACAGCACAUCAAAAUGUAUAACUUGGUGAAUUUCUCAACUGAUAAUAUACAUUUUGUACUUAAGUAAACAGACUUUUAUUACCAUCACCUACCAUGUACUGAGAGCCCAGGGGAGGUAAUCCGAAUUUCAUAUGACGGAGAUGACUGAAAUACAUUUUUUUGUUUGAAAUUUUUGUUUCCAGGAUUUUUUAAGGUCGGAAAAUUUGGCAAGUAUUUUUUUGGGCAUCUUGAUUAAGUAGGGAUUUUUGGGGGUAUUUUUCAUGUUAUAUCAGUUUUCUGGAAAAUUUCGAUGCUUGGAAAUUCCAUUUGGGAUUUUUUGGGGGUUAAUUUUUUGGUCAAGGGAUUUUUUGAGGUUUUGAUUUUUUCCACCGUUCGAUCAUCCCCGUCACUUGAAAUCCGAAGUACUCCCCCUGGGACAGGGAGCACCCAGUGCAGGUAUUGUGGUGGGAUAUUGUAAAAAUAACUCUGCUUUAAUAUUACAUCCAAAAUUAUAUCUACAGUAGUCAAGCCUAUAUUGUUUUUCAGUUGUAUUUUUGUUAGUUUUUAUUCAUGUGGGACCAUGAAAUGUUUUCAGCACCUACUUGGGAGUCAUCCAUUAAGGGAUAGACCAUUAGAAAUGUUCUUUUUUGGGGGGGAGGGGGGUUAGGGGCAUAGUGCACAAUAAUAUAUAUUCAUGCAUGGGAAAUUUAACUAUUGAAAUAUGGCAUUGUUUGUCAUGUAACUAAAACAAAAUACCACCUCUGCCAAAACGUUUCUAACGGUCCACACGAAUCUGCUGGGGAGGCAAACAUCUCUUUUAUUUAUUCUUAAAAUAAUAUUAUUCUCAUGUCACUAAUUAGUAAUAAUAAUUAAUUAUUAUUAGUUUUAGUGGGUAUUAUUUUAUAUUGGCCUUUAAAUGUGAUGUAAUUAAUAUUCAGCAAGGUGACUGUGAAUAAAAAUCUAUGUAUACUCUGAGUGUUGAUUGUUCCAAUAAAUAUUUAUUGUUGUG
Porites lobata is the source of this 26130-nucleotide messenger RNA. The record is from the annotation of a GenBank genome assembly. NCBI's taxonomy places the organism in Eukaryota, Metazoa, Cnidaria, Anthozoa, Scleractinia, Poritidae.